Suncus etruscus (white-toothed pygmy shrew) is the source of this 2274-nucleotide messenger RNA. It is a transcript of the gene ZYG11A, whose product is annotated as zyg-11 family member A, cell cycle regulator. The coding region runs from base 1 to 2274 and encodes 757 amino acids. The transcript has 14 exons. Gene Ontology annotation, molecular function: protein binding. NCBI's taxonomy places the organism in Eukaryota, Metazoa, Chordata, Mammalia, Eulipotyphla, Soricidae. Gene Ontology annotation, cellular component: Cul2-RING ubiquitin ligase complex. The record is from RefSeq and is a predicted model, not a curated record.
AUGGAGAUGGAACCUGGAACCGGGACCGUGCGCGAGGAGGAGGCAUCUCCUUAUUCAUUGUUCAACAUUUGCAUGAACUACCUAGUUGAUAACCUGGAGAAAAUCUGUUCUGAAAGACCUGAUGGGACUCUGUGUCUUCCACAACAUUGGAGUUUGCCUCCGGACAUAGCCGAUCAAUUACUUGAAAUGCUGGCUUCUCAAGACAAGCUGACUGACAGAACAGCAGGCAUCUUCCAAGGCAACCAAAUGAAGCUGAAACGAGUCAACAUUCAAAAUGCUAAGAUUUCUGCAGUCACCUUUGGCAAAGCCUUCUGCCAUCACCAAAUCACCGAACUAAAUGCCACCGCUGUGCACCCCGACCUCCCCGCACCGGACAUCAUCCGUGGGCUCUGCAGUAAUACUUGGGUACAGAAGAACAUGUGGAGUCUGCUGCUCAACUCAACCAGUAUCCCUAAAGAUUCAGAGCUGCUGUGGGGUCAGUUCACCGGCCUUCGCGUUCUCAAUGUCUCCAACGUUAGUUUUUGCAACAACGACUUGUUUAGUGUUUCUCACCUCCCCAAACUAGAGAGUUUAGAUAUCUCCAAUACACUGGUCACCAACAUCACUGCACUCGAGCUGCUCAGGAAUCGCCUCAGAUCUCUCACGAUGCAUUAUCUCAAGUGCCUGAACAUGACCAUCGGACAGAUCCUGCAGGUCUUCACAAAGCUGUCAGAUCUGCUUGACCUGGAUAUAUCUGACCACAGGCAACUCGGGUCUGACCUAGCUUUUCACGUGCUGAAGCAGGAGAACAUCUUCCCUAAAAUUGUGUCCCUGGAUAUUUCAGGGAGCAACUACAUCACUGAUGGAGCCGUAGAGAAGUUUAUCCAGCAGCGGCCUACAAUUCGGUUUGUGGGACUGUUGUCUACGAAUGCUGGCUAUUCUGAAUUCUUUACUACCAGGCAAGACUUGAAGGUUGCAGGGGGAUCCAAUCUGAGUCAGAUUUCUAGAGCCUUGAAUCGGUACAUGCAUAGGUCCUGUUUCGUUAAGGAGUCUCUCUGCCGGCUUUUCACUCAGAUAUUUUCAAUUCAAGAAACUAUGCCUGCUGUUUUAAAGCUGGUGGCUGAAGCAAUGAGGAAUCACCCUAUGGAUCUGACAUUGCAGUUCACAGCCAGCGCUUGUGCUCUCAGCUUAACACGCCAGAGCCUAGCCUAUGGGAUGCCUGUUCGUCUCUUGUCAGAAAUCAUUACUCUACUUCUCAAGGCUCUGAAAAAUUUCCCCCACUACCAGCAGUUGCAGAAGAAUUGCCUUCUCUUCUUAACCAAUUCCAGAAUUCUUGUGGAUGUUCCAUUUGACCGGAUUGAGGUUGCCAAGUUUGUUGUGAAGUGGCUCAGCAAAAAGGAAAACUCCAAGAUGCACACAAUGGCAGUGAGCAUCAUCUCUAUUCUCGCACUGCAGCUCUCACCUGCAAAAAUCGCAGAAGUUAAAGAAGAGCUCUUCAUGACAAUCAGGGAACUCCUGGCAAUCAUAAGACGAAAAAUCAAUGAACGAUUAGAUGAUGUCACCUUCUUGUUUACUUUGAAAGCACUUUGGAAUCUUACAGAUGAGUCUCCACUUGGCUGCAAGAGCUUUGUGGAAAAUCGGGGAUUGCCCAUCUUUGUCCAACUUUUGGAGACAUUUUCAGAAUCAUCAAUACAGAGCAGAGCUCUUGGUCUUUUGAACAACAUAGCUGAGGUCUCAGAGCUCACUCCCAUGAUGGUGAAAGAUGAGCAGUUGUUGGCCCUGAUUGUCAGAUUCCUACACAGCAAAGAGUUGGAGGUCAGCUAUUUUGCUGCUGGCAUCAUUGCCCACCUGACGUCUGACAUUAUGUCCUGGAAUGUCGAGGCACUGCAGUUCCAGAGGUUCAAUAUUCUCCAGGAUCUGCAUGCAACUGUCCAGAAUUGGCCAAGUGCAAGUUGUAAGAUGAAAUCUUUGGUGACAUACAGAUCCUUCAAGUCAUUUUUCCCGCUCCUCCGCAACUUCUGUCAACCAGAGGUUCAGCUCUGGGCGCUCUGGGCUAUGUAUCAUGUCUGCAGUAAAAACCCCAGCAAAUAUAGCAAAAUCUUAGUAGAAGAAGGAGGAUUGGAGCUUUUGUGGGGCAUCCAGGAGUGCAGUGAGGCACGCUCCCAAGAACAGCAGAUUACCACUUCCCUUCUAAACUCCAUGAAUUUCCAGAGUGCCCCGAUGGAAGAUGAUGAUGAUGUCUUCAGAUUGGACUCUGGAGAUGACUCCGGAGAUGACCCCGCUGUUCCCACCUAA